This is a messenger RNA of Columba livia (rock pigeon), 6240 nucleotides long. Its product is annotated as sodium channel protein type 5 subunit alpha. Gene Ontology annotation, cellular component: voltage-gated sodium channel complex; plasma membrane; axon. Gene Ontology annotation, molecular function: voltage-gated sodium channel activity; protein binding. NCBI's taxonomy places the organism in Eukaryota, Metazoa, Chordata, Aves, Columbiformes, Columbidae. The coding region runs from base 197 to 5869 and encodes 1890 amino acids. The transcript is spliced from 25 exons. The record is from RefSeq and is a predicted model, not a curated record. Gene Ontology annotation, biological process: membrane depolarization during action potential; neuronal action potential; sodium ion transmembrane transport.
AGAGCCGGCGCGGCGGCUCCGAACCAUGCGGCCGGCAACCGGGCCCUGCCCGCGGGACGGCACCGCUCGGGGACUAAAACUCUGUGGAUACAAUGAAGUGGCUCUGGGACCCUUGGUUUAGCAGGAAAAAUUAAAUAAAGCAAUCUGUUUCCAGUACUAGGAGUAACGACCAGUAAAGACAAAGCAGGAUGAAAAGAUGGCUGACUUCUUGUUACCACCGGGUACUAACAGCUUCCACCGGUUCACGCCUGAAUCCUUGGCUGCUAUUGAGAAACGAAUUGCGGAGAAGCUUGCAAGGAAUGCAAAGCAGGAGUAUAGAGAGCAGCUGGGCGAAGAAGAGAAGCCUCAGCCUCAGUUUGAUUUGCAAGCUUGCAAGAAGCUGCCGGAUAUCUAUGGGACUGUUCCUCCAGAGCUCAUUGGAGAGCCAUUGGAGGACCUUGACCCUUUCUACAAUGAUCGUAAGACAUUUAUAGUACUGAACAAAGGGAAGACAAUCUUUCGAUUUAGUGCCACUCCUGCCUUGUAUAUACUUAGUCCUUUCCAUCCAAUCAGAAGAGCAGCAAUUAAAAUUUUGUUAUUUACAUUGUUCAGUAUGUUUAUUAUGUGCACUAUUUUAACUAAUUGUGUAUUCAUGGCACAAUCAGAGACUCCGUCAUGGAAUAAAUACGUUGAGUACACUUUCACUGGCAUUUACACUUUUGAAUCAUUGAUAAAAAUACUGGCGAGAGGAUUUUGCAUGACAGAAUUCACCUUCCUUCGAGACCCGUGGAACUGGCUGGAUUUCAGUGUUAUUGUUAUGGCAUACAUAACUGAAUUUGUGGACCUGGGCAAUGUCUCAGCCUUACGAACGUUCAGAGUGCUGCGGGCGCUGAAAACAAUCUCAGUCAUUUCAGGACUGAAGACCAUUGUAGGGGCACUCAUCCAGUCUGUUAAGAAACUUGCUGAUGUGAUGAUCCUGACCGUUUUCUGCUUGAGUGUCUUUGCCCUCAUAGGCCUCCAGCUCUUCAUGGGCAACUUGCGACACAAAUGUGUCAGGGACUACACCAAGUUUAACUUCACCAACGGCACGUUGUACUUGGAUGGUAGGAUGUGGAACACCUCAGAGGAAUUUCUUAGUGAUCCAGUGAACUAUUUCAUAAAAAAUGGUACAGAGGAUGUGUUACUGUGUGGCAAUAGCACUGAUGCUGGCACGUGCCCUGAGGGAUAUAUAUGUCUGAAGGCCGGGGAAAAUCCCGACCAUGGUUACACAAGCUUUGAUACUUUUGGCUGGGCCUUUCUCUCUUUGUUUCGUCUUAUGACUCAAGAUUGUUGGGAACGCCUUUAUCAACAGACUCUCAGAUCUGCUGGGAAGAUCUACAUGCUAUUUUUUAUGCUGGUCAUCUUUCUGGGAUCAUUUUAUCUGGUCAACCUGAUUCUGGCUGUUGUGGCCAUGGCGUACGAAGAGCAGAACCAAGCCACUAUUGCUGAAACAGAGGAGAAGGAAAGAAAGUUUCGAGAAGCCAUGGAGAUGUUAAAGAAAGAGCAGGAGGCACUAGCUGCUAAAGGAAUUGAUUCAAUGUCACUUAGUUCAUUGGAAAUGUCACCUUCAGCGUCAAAAAAUGCCAAGGAAAGAAGAAAUAAGCGAAAGAAAAAGAAAUCUUUGGGGACAGAAGAGUAUGGGGAAGACCAAAAGAAUCCCAAGUGUGACUAUGAUGAUAGCCAGAGGAGAAUGACUCUCCUUGGCCUUAGUUAUGGUCCCAGCGCACACUUGGUGAAGCGCAGAACCAGCCACGGGAGCAUAUUCAGUUUCCGACUCCGUGGCAGAGACACUGGCUCCGAAACAGAUUUUGCCGAUGAUGAGAUCAGCACUGCUGGGGAAAAUGAAAGCCACCGGGGCUCUCUCUUAAUUCCAAGAUCUGGGAGGCGUCUGAGCGUGCAAAGUCAAGUGAGCCAUAGUUCUCACCCUACUACUCCCAACUACACCCAGACGGGCAAAAGGAACAGCUCAGUGGAUUGCAAUGGUGUGGUUUCCCUGAUAGGAGGAGGCACCGGGGCACUCAACCCAGACCCUACUUCUCCUGCAGGGUUACUGCUCCCCCCAGUUAUUAUGGAAAAGCCUGGGACAGGCGACCUGACCUCCCCCUCGGACGAGGCAAGCAAGAAGCAGCUUUUAAUGACCCACCGCCCAUCGGUGGACCACUCGGACGAACCCUUUCAGAGGCAGAGGGCGGUGAGCGCUGUCAGCAUCAUCACCAGUGCCCUGGAAGAGCUUGAGGAAUCACACCAGAAAUGUCCUCCGUGCUGGAACCACUUUGCUGUUAAAUUUCUCAUUUGGGAUUGCUGCCCACUUUGGCUUUUAAUCAAGAAAUUUGUCAAGUUCGUGGUAAUGGACCCGUUUACUGACCUCACCAUCACCCUUUGCAUUGUGCUGAACACGCUCUUCAUGGCCUUGGAGCAUUACAAGAUGACGAAGGAGUUUGACCACAUGCUUUACAUAGGCAAUCUGGUCUUCACUGGGAUUUUUACAGCAGAAAUGAUCUUCAAAGUAAUUGCCCUUGAUCCCUACUACUAUUUUCAGCAGGGCUGGAAUAUUUUUGACAGCAUAAUUGUUAUACUAAGCCUGAUGGAACUGGGUUUGUCCAGCAUGGGAAACCUGUCUGUUUUACGCUCCUUUCGAUUGCUGCGAGUCUUCAAAUUGGCAAAGUCCUGGCCGACCUUAAACACACUCAUUAAAAUCAUUGGUAAUUCGGUGGGCGCCCUUGGAAACCUCACUCUUGUGCUGGCAAUCAUCGUCUUUAUUUUUGCCGUGGUAGGAAUGCAGCUUUUUGGGAAAAGCUACAUGGACAACGUGAAGAAAAUAAGCACGACUGGCAAUUUGCCACGGUGGCACAUGAACGAUUUCUUCCACUCGUUCCUCAUCAUCUUCCGUAUUUUGUGUGGGGAGUGGAUCGAGACCAUGUGGGACUGCAUGGAAGUCGCUGGGCAGCCGCUGUGCCUUCUCGUCUUCUUGUUGGUCAUGGUGAUAGGAAACCUGGUGGUGCUCAACCUGUUCCUGGCCUUGCUGCUAAGCUCUUUCAGUGCUGACAACCUUUCCGCACCAGAUGAGGAUGGGGAGAUGAACAACCUGCAGCUUGCUUUUGCUCGGAUCAACAGGGGUCUUCAGUAUGUGAAACGCACGACAUGGAAUUUUUGCUGCAAUGUUCUCAGGCACCCCAAGACGACAGCUGAAAAGAAGGCAAUGAUGAAGCUUGCUGCCCAGAACACGGGUGCCCUUAACAAUUGCAUGAACAGUCACACAACUGCUGAGCUUGGCAAAGACAUGGAGAAUCACAAAGAGAACCACGCUGAGGAUGGGAUGACUAAAAAUGGGGAGAAACACCUAGGAAUUACAGACAACGAUGAUUUUAUGACCAAUCCUGACCUUUCAAUUUGUGUUCCUAUUGCUGUGGGAGAGUCGGAUAUUGAGGAGGAAGAUGAGGAGCAAAGCACCUUUACGGAAAUGGAGCAGGCUUUUGAAGAUAUUUACCUUGAAGACAGAAAGAACAUAAAAACUAUGCUGGAUUAUGCUGACAAGAUAUUCACUUACAUCUUUGUCUUGGAAAUGCUCCUGAAAUGGGUGGCUUAUGGCUUCAAGAAGUAUUUCACCAAUGCCUGGUGCUGGCUUGACUUCCUAAUUGUAGAUGUCUCUUUAAUAAGCCUCAUAGCCAAUACACUUGGAUACUCUGAGAUGGGUCCCAUUAAAUCCCUCAGGACCCUCCGAGCCCUGCGACCUCUGAGAGCACUGUCACGAUUCGAAGGGAUGAGGGUGGUUGUCAAUGCCCUCGUGGGAGCCAUCCCUUCCAUCAUGAAUGUUCUGCUUGUCUGCCUCAUCUUCUGGCUCAUCUUUAGCAUCAUGGGAGUGAACCUCUUCGCUGGGAAGUUUGGGAAGUGCAUUAAUAAGACAGAAGGAGAUAUGCCUUUAGACCCUAAAAUUAUUAACAACAUGAGUGACUGUAUACUCUAUAAUGUGUCAGGCACAUUUUACUGGACGAAAGUUAAAGUUAACUUCGAUAAUGUUGGUGCUGGGUACCUGGCUCUGCUACAAGUGGCCACAUUUAAAGGUUGGAUGGACAUUAUGUAUGCAGCAGUGGAUUCACGAGAGUGUGAGGAGCAGCCUGAAUGGGAGUCUAAUUUAUACAUGUAUCUGUACUUUGUGAUUUUCAUCAUCUUCGGGUCUUUCUUCACAUUGAACCUCUUCAUUGGUGUCAUCAUUGACAAUUUUAACCAACAAAAGAAAAAGAUAAGUGGCCAGGAUAUCUUUAUGACAGAAGAACAGAAAAAGUAUUAUAAUGCAAUGAAGAAGUUGGGAUCUAAGAAACCUCAAAAGCCAAUCCCAAGGCCACUGAACAAAUACCAAGGUUUUCUUUUUGAUGUUGUCUCAAAACAAAUCUUUGAUGUCUCCAUCAUGAUUCUCAUCUGCCUUAACAUGGUUACCAUGAUGGUGGAAACAGAUGACCAAAGUCAAGAAAAAGUGAACAUCCUCCAUAAAAUCAACAUGCUUUUUGUUGCCAUCUUCACUGGGGAGUGCAUCAUCAAGAUGCUGGCCCUGCGACACUACUACUUCACCAAUGGCUGGAACAUAUUUGACUUUGUCGUCGUGAUUCUGUCUAUCGUAGGCACCGUACUUUCUGACAUCAUCCAGAAAUAUUUCUUCUCUCCCACACUCUUCAGAGUCAUUCGCUUGGCUCGGAUUGGCCGGAUCUUAAGACUCAUUCGGGGAGCCAAAGGAAUUCGAACUCUCCUGUUUGCCUUAAUGAUGUCCCUACCUGCUCUGUUCAACAUUGGACUCUUGCUUUUUCUGGUCAUGUUCAUUUAUGCCAUUUUUGGCAUGGCUAACUUUGCCUAUGUUAAGAAGGAGCAUGGGAUUGAUGACAUGUUCAACUUCCAAACCUUUGCUAACAGCAUGCUCUGUCUCUUCCAAAUCACAACAUCAGCUGGCUGGGAUGGUCUUCUCAACCCUAUUUUAAACACUGGACCACCGUAUUGUGACCCAAACCUUCCAAAUGCAAAUGGUUCGAAGGGAGACUGUGGGAGCCCUGCCAUAGGGAUUUUAUUCUUUGUUACUUAUAUCAUUAUAUCAUUUCUCAUUGUUGUAAACAUGUAUAUAGCCAUUAUUUUAGAGAACUUCAGUGUAGCCACUGAGGAAAGUACAGAGCCUCUAAGUGAGGAUGAUUUUGAUAUGUUCUAUGAAAUCUGGGAGAAGUUUGACCCUGAAGCCACUCAGUUUAUUGAGUAUUCUGCACUUUCAGACUUUGCAGACGCACUGUCAGAACCUUUGCGCAUAGCGAAACCAAACAAAAUCAAACUCAUAGCAAUGGACUUGCCCAUGGUCAGUGGAGAUAGGAUCCAUUGCUUGGAUAUUUUGUUUGCUUUUACAAAACGGGUGCUAGGAGAAUCUGGAGAGAUGGAUGCCCUUAAAAUACAGAUGGAAGAAAAGUUCAUGGCAGCAAAUCCGUCUAAGAUCUCUUACGAACCAAUUACAACAACUCUCAGACGGAAACAAGAAGAGGUCUCUGCCAUCGUCAUCCAACGGGCCUACAGGAGACAUUUGUUUCGGCGCUCCAUGAAGCAGGCAUCUUACUUGUACCGGCACAGAACUUUUGACGGCAGCAUCCUUGAGGAUGAUGCACCCGAGAAGGAGGGUCUCAUUGCGUUCAUGAUGAACGAAAACUAUGGCAGGCCAAUAGACAAAUCAGAAACUCUGUCCUCCACGUCUUUCCCUCCAUCCUACGACAGCGUCACCAGAGGUACAAGUGAUAAUCUGCAGCUGAAGAUGACAGACUCGAGCAAAAGUGAUGAGGCUAUCGACUGUCUGCUCUCACCAGACAGGGAUAAAGAAUCAAUUGUUUAAAUGUUUGUUUAGAAUGCUUUAAAAUACUGUUUACAGAAUGUAAUGCUGUAACUACACAACGAUUGAAGCAGCCUUCUUAUUAAACAUUAGUUGCAAAAGAAAUAACGGAGUUUUUACCCUUACCUACAGGAGUCUAAUAAGUCAUAUAACCUUUGACUCUGCUCUUUUUGACUUGGCUCAAUAUUUAUAUUUACAUAUGCACAGGAAAAAUCUUUGCAGGGUCAUAGCUGUUAUAUCAAUGGUGUGAAUAAGAAUAUGCUAGACUUUAAAACAGUAAACACAGUGUAUAUCUAUCCACAGAUAAAGCCUGGCUGUAUACAUUCAUUUAAGGUCUUACUCAUAUUAGUGUGUUUACUUAUGGCAAUGUAUGA